Messenger RNA from Condylura cristata (star-nosed mole), 471 nucleotides. It is a transcript of the gene LEUTX, whose product is annotated as leucine twenty homeobox. The record is from RefSeq and is a predicted model, not a curated record. Bases 1 to 471 code for a protein of 156 amino acids. Lineage: Eukaryota; Metazoa; Chordata; Mammalia; Eulipotyphla; Talpidae. The transcript is spliced from 3 exons. Gene Ontology annotation, molecular function: DNA binding.
AUGUUGAGCCCGGAUGACCGCAGGAGCAGGGCUCGUUCUCCUGAGCCGUUCCUGGACCCCAUGGCGACGGCAGAAACACCAAAAUCUGUCCGCAGGCGCCGCACCAAGUUUACCCCAGAACACCUUGGGGCACUGAGGGACGUGUUCCAGAAGACCGUGUAUCCCAGCUGGAGUACCAUUACGCAACUCGCUUUAAUUACCGGCCUGGACGAUUUAACAAUACAGCCGAACACCCUGGGGGACGCUCAGCCUCCAGACAUCCAAGAUAUAUGCCUGCAGGUCUCAGACCUCCCCUGGGCCUCCUGCCAGGGUACCAUAAGUGAGUUCAUGGAACUUUACAUUUUACCUGGGAAUGACGACUCCAGCUGCUUCGACCAGUAUCUUCUUCCAGAAGGCUCUGACGCGGGAGAAGGCCGGUCCCUGAAGUUCCCGCUGGAGCUGACACCCCCAUCUCCGGGAGACACCCCUUGA